AUGCCCCCCCAAAUCACAGCGUGGGAAGACCUAACCUUCUUCCACGAGGAAGUUGACGAAACUGGUGAAUUCCGACACACAACCUUUGCAGUGCUUGACGAAGAUGACACUGCCUACUUUGGCAAGUUGAAUCUUCCCAAACACAACAUCACUUUUCUGCAACUUACAUCUGCUCUCGCUCCUAUCUCUGGCAAUGACCUUUUUCCAGAAUGGGCCCCGUGUAACAUGGAGCUCACCCAGGCUCAGGAGCCGCUUCCACCCAACACCUAUAUCAAACGCCCAAACAUUUCUCUAUACGAUAUCUUCCAAGAAUAUAAUGUCCUCAGCCUCAUUCCUAAAGGUCUACUCGAAGAAGCCCAAGCCAUGGAGAAGAUCUCUGAACACCCACACCCCAACAUUGUCUACUAUCACGGCUGCCGAGUUCGCCGUGGCCGUAUCACCGGCCUCGUCCUUGACCGCCACCCCAACACGCUGACCGACUAUCUGAAGAACAAGGUUGGGUCCAUAGACAAGGAGUCCUUCAUGCAGGCCCUCAAGUCAGCUAUUUACCAUUUACACUCUCUUGGCUGGGCCCACAACGACCUCCAUCCAGGCAACAUCCUGGUCGACGAGGACGGCAUGCCGAUCCUGAUCGACUUCGGGUCAGCCCGCGAGAUAGGUGCUAAAUUAGGGACCAGCCGAGGGACCAAAGGAUGGAUUAACAAAGAUAUGAAGGAUUAUCAUACGUCAGACAACCACCAUGAUUUGUUCGCUCUGGAGAAGAUUUGCAGCUGGUUGGAGGCCCCGAUAUUUGAUAAUUAG
This is a messenger RNA of Blastomyces gilchristii SLH14081, 801 nucleotides long. Its product is annotated as serine/threonine protein kinase. The coding region runs from base 1 to 801 and encodes 266 amino acids. Gene Ontology annotation, biological process: mitotic DNA damage checkpoint signaling; protein phosphorylation. Gene Ontology annotation, molecular function: protein serine/threonine kinase activity; ATP binding. Gene Ontology annotation, cellular component: nucleus. Lineage: Eukaryota; Fungi; Ascomycota; Eurotiomycetes; Onygenales; Ajellomycetaceae. The transcript has a single exon. The record is from RefSeq and is a predicted model, not a curated record.